UCUCGCCCAAAAUCUGCUCCUUGAUUGGCCCAUGGGAGCAAAACGCUUCGCAGACAUUUGGAUCAGAUGGAAGAUGUUUUUGACGGAGCACUGCUGAACCACUUGGCUUUUCGGCAGCAGUGCUUCGUCGCGGACAAGCAGCUGGUCCAAGGGGAGCCACUGCUGGCGGUACCCUUGUCGAAGUGCUGGACUGCGAAGACUGCCCGGUCCUGCGCCAAACUGUCGGAGUUGCUGGAUGCUGACUCACCGGACUCUACGUGGUUGGCUCUCCAUGUAUUGCUGGUUGCACAAAACCAGGCCGAUCCAAAGCUGCAGGAGCAGCUGCAGCUGCUGAACAGCACGGUCACAGGUUUGCUUCAGUGGGAAGAGACUGAGCUUUCCUUAUUACAUGGCAGCCGCUGGUCGCACGUUGCGCAGCAAGGCCGCGAGGAGAUUCAUUCAGAGCUUGGAGAACUCUGCGGUGUUGUUGGUGAAGAGAAACUUCGAGAGCUGGGCGUUACACCGCAGGGAUACCUUUGGGCACAGGCUGCUUUGCAGCAAUGCUUGCUCCGAUUCCUUGGUGACGACGGCAAUUGUGUUGAGAUCUUCAUGCCGUUUCUAACGCUGCUCGAGCCAGAUGCCAGCUAUGAAUUGCCUCAAACAGCAGCAGACUGUGCUCGGCUGGAGUUUCUGGAUGGGCAGGAGCCAUUGCUGGUAUUCUACGCCCCAAUCGGGUUUGAUGCUGGGGCACAAGUGUGCGUGUGCCAUGGUGGUCUCGCUGGCGGUAGUGGCCGCCUGUUGAUGGAGCGCGGUCGCGUUUGGGUGGGCAAUCCGUGGGAGUAUGUGGAAUUUGCCCUGACGCUGCCAGUCUCGGCUGAGAAGAUCGCAGAGGCAUCUCAAAAGGUGGCCGCUUUGGCACUUCCAGCGCCCAAAGCUGGGGAGUUCCUGGCGCCUGAGCUGCUUGAAGGCUGGGAGCCUGCACAGUUGGAGGAGGACCAACUGCAGCUGAACAUCAGGGUCUCACAGCAGCGGCCGUUCCCAUGGCCAGAGCUGGAGCUUUUGCAGGUGGUCCUGGGUGAUGCCAACCGUGCUCGGCAAGUGCUGCGGCAUGGCCUGCUUUCCAUCCAGAAGGGUUGUGGUGGCUAUGGUGCUUCUGCACCCUUUGCAACAAGCUGCAGUGUGGCGCAACAGCGACGUGAGGCAGCGAGGCUUUUGAUGGAGGAGGAGAAGCGGUUGGUGGGCCUGGGGCUGGAGGUGCUGGAGGCGCCUCCUGUGGAGACGGUUCAAGCCGACUUCCCUGAGACUGCUUUGCAACGGCUGCAAGGCUGCGUGGCUUCGUUGACACGGCUGUCAGCGUGCUUCAAGAACCCGGCUGAGGAAGACAAGGCUUCAAAACUCUUAGAACUCAACGCCUUGCGUGCUUGCCUUGCAGGCCUUCCAGACAACCCAGAAUCUGCACCCACAAUACCUUUGGUUCACACAGCGGACCCGUUGCUGAGAGCUUACGGCGAGGCUACCACUGCAAUUCUGGGGGCGCGCCUUGCUGCUUGCGAAUGGGAAAUUUCAUCGCUGGCAGAUGGAACUCAACCUAUCCUUUUGGCAGGUGUGUUGGGGGAGGCAGCUGCUCUCCAGAUUAAGAUGCUCAACUUUGAAGAUGCUUAUGGGAAACUUUCAUUGUGUCUUCGGUUGAAGCCUUCUGAUGUGGCAACAAGGCUGAAACUGGAUUGUGCAUUGGCCCUUGCCUGUCGGCGCGAACUUUGCUGCCUUUCUGAGGGCAUCUCAUGGGACGACCUUGCUGAUGCAGGUAAACUAUUGAAAGAGCGAUUGGAACAUUAUGGCUACACAGCUGCGAACCUGCCUCAGGCUGCUGGUGUCCCUUCUGUGCUCCACCUGGUCUCAAACAGAGCUGAUGCACUGGAAGCAACGCUAAAGGAGAAGGCCGACAUGCCCUUGAAAGAGCUGAUCCGGCUCUUCCUCUUACGACGUGUUUUGCCUUUGGAGCAGAGCAUUGAGUUGCUGGGUGCCGUGGUGAUCUCAACCCUGCUCCGUCUACGAGCUCUUUGUUGCCUUGAAAGCGACUUUCAUCUAGUCAAUCCGGAAGACGCUGUCAAAGUCAUCGAAGAAUUGGAGGGAAAGACAGGUGAAAAACGAGGUUUCAAGAUCUUCUCGGCAGUGGCCUGGUGGCCAGUGGAAGAUUUGCUGAUUGCAACGGAUUAUGGAGACACACAGCAUGCUGCAGGCGAAUUUGAACCAGUAAUGUAUUUGUCCUUGGACUCGUACGCUCUCAUUUCUGCUUGUCCACGUGAUGCCGUGGAAAACGUUCUGGAUAUGUGCUGCGGGAGUGGCGUCCAGGGCCUUGUGGCAUUGCGCCACUAUGCCAGACAGGCAACGUUUCUGGACGUGAACCCACGCGCUCUAGCGUUCAGCCGCUUCAAUGCUGCUCUCAAUGGCCUUCAUGAGCGAUGCAGCUUUGUGGAAGGAAGCGUCCAUGAGGAUUUCUUGCGUCACAUGGGGGCGAAGAAGUUUGAGGUUAUCCUAGCAAACCCUCCUUUCGUGCCGAACCCGGAUGGAACAGCUUCUGCUGCAGGGCCACUCUACUCUGGAGGGGGUCAUGAUGGUGAGGAGGUGCACAAGAUAUCGCUGCAGAAGGGCUUGACGCUGCUGGCAGCUGGAGGGCGGUUUUGCAGCGUGGCAGAGGUGCCAAACCCAGAGAGCUUCCCAGAGCGUGUGAAGGAAUGGGUCUACCAGGCUGGGCAACCGACAGGGUCCAUUCAGAUUUUCACCGGCAAGACCAUAGCCGCGGAAGAGUAUUGGAAAGCAGCCACUCAGGAGCGGUCAGCACUGGAAUGGAAUCGCUAUUUGAGUGGUUUGCGGCGCCUGGGGGUGAGCAGAGUUGCAGAGGCUCUGGUCUUCCUACUCCAGGAUGGCUCUCCGCUCAGCGUGGAUGUCAUCACUCGCUCCGCACUCUGGCAAGACAGUGAGUAUUUGCAAACCCACGUCGCUCACUGCAUGGCCUCGUGAGAUGGUCCCGCGAAUGUCCUCGCUGAUGCGAAUUGAGAGCUCAGACCACCUCAGAGUAUUUGAGAGAUCGUGAGAUUCGUGAGUUCGAUGACCUGGGCCUGGACAAGAUUUGGCACAUCUUCCCCACGAAGCCUGCCACGAGCCCUUCCCGGCCUCGUUUGCGGUUGUGAGGUGCCAUUGAUGGACAUGGCGGAACAAACUGCAG
This is a messenger RNA of Durusdinium trenchii, 3205 nucleotides long. The record is from the annotation of a GenBank genome assembly. NCBI's taxonomy places the organism in Eukaryota, Dinophyceae, Suessiales, Symbiodiniaceae.